AUGGAGCUCCCCCCCCCGGUCCGCGACGUCCUCGACGCCGUCGCGGGCGCGCUCCCCGGCGCGGCCACCGCGUCGAACGUCGUGGACUCCGCCGUGAGCUCGAUCGUUCGGAUCGGGUCCACUCGAGUCGCGGUGGCGACGGAGGUUGCCAGCGCGCAGAUCGCGGUCGCGCGAUCGCGCCUCGACGCGGUGGAGACCGCCGCGAGAGAAAUCGAGUCCAGGUUCUUCGAGCGCCCCACCGCGAUCGCGACGAGCGCGGUGACGCGCGCGCCGUACGCGACCGCGGCAGGCGCGGUCGCGGUCGCGUCGCUGGCGCUUCCGGGGACGCGCGCGCUGCUGUGGCGCGCGACGUUCGGGCGACUGCAGAGCGAAGAGUUCCUCUUCAACCGAGCGACGCGCGCGUACGAGUCGCUCGCGCACGCCGCGGAGGGGAGAGCGGGGGAGCUGGCGAAGGCGAGAGAGGCGGCGGCGAUCGCGGAGGAGGAGAUGAGCCGCGGCAGGAGCAAGCUGCGAGCGGCGGCGAAAGAGCUGAAACGAUUGGGCGCGGCGAACGCGAGGGACGAGAGCAAGGCGAACCUCGUCCUCGACGAGCUCCGGUCGCUGCCGUCGAAGCACGCGCUGUCGCUGCGCGCGAAGGUGGCGGACGCGUCGGCGGAGCUGAGGAAGAUUCGCGGCGGCGUCGACGACGGGUUGCGCAAGGCGUUCCGAGCGGGCGUGGAGAUUUGA
Micromonas pusilla CCMP1545 is the source of this 726-nucleotide messenger RNA. RefSeq lists its product as uncharacterized. Lineage: Eukaryota; Viridiplantae; Chlorophyta; Mamiellophyceae; Mamiellales; Mamiellaceae. Bases 1 to 726 code for a protein of 241 amino acids. The record is from RefSeq and is a predicted model, not a curated record. The transcript is spliced from 2 exons.